Molecule: messenger RNA, 1749 nt
Organism: Haemorhous mexicanus (house finch)
Lineage: Eukaryota; Metazoa; Chordata; Aves; Passeriformes; Fringillidae
Product: serine/threonine-protein kinase PAK 3-like
Exons: 15
Coding region: 1-1749 (582 amino acids)
Biological process (GO): regulation of MAPK cascade; protein phosphorylation; intracellular signal transduction
Cellular component (GO): cytoplasm
Molecular function (GO): ATP binding; protein serine/threonine kinase activity
Source: RefSeq, a predicted model, not a curated record
AUGGCUUAUCCCUAUGAUUCCCUCUUGCCACAGGUUACAAGACCAAGAACCAUCUCUCCCCUGCCUCCCUCUGCUCCUGGAGAAGAAGCCAAAGAUGAGGAAGUUGAGCAAGUCAAAUGGAAGCGUCCAGCUGUGGUCACACCACAGGCUGUUCAUUCCAAGAGAGUUACAAGACCAAGAACCAUCUCUCCCCUGCCUCCCUCUGCUCCUGGAGAAGAAGCCAAAGAUGAGGAAGUUGAGCAAGUCAAAUGGAAGCGUCCAGCUGUGGUCACACCACAGGCUGUUCAUUCCAAGAGAAACAUCAAGGCAGAGCCACAAGCAGAGCUGCCCGAAGCUCAGAGUGACAUCAUGGCAUUGAAGAGAAAGAACAAGGAUGACAUGAGAAGAGUUCAAGAGGAGAAUCUCAAUCAGCAGAGGGGCGAUCAACAGAACCAGGCAGAGCUGCAGGAUUCGGAGGCUAGCAACAAGGUAAGGGAGAAGAGGCUGGAGGAAGAAAUUAAAAUCAUCAGAGAUAAAGCUAAUCGCCUCUCUCAGUCUCUACAAAAGCAAGUGGCCAUAAAGAAAAUAAAUCUUCAAGGACUGCAGAGGAAGCAACUAACAGUUAAUGAAAUCAUGAUCAUGAAGAGGAAUAGGAGUCCCAGUGUUGUGAAUUAUUUAGACAGCUAUCUUCUGGGUGAGGAACUCUGGCUGGUUUUAGAGUACAUGGACGGAGGCGCCCUGAGUGAUGUCAUCAGUGAGACCUUCCUGUCUGAAGAGCAGAUGGCACCCAUCAGUCGGGAGUGCCUGCGAGGACUGGAUUUUCUUCACUCGAACCACAUCAUCCACCGAGAUGUGAAGAGCGACAACAUCCUUCUCAGAACAGACGGCUCUGUCAAGCUAGCUGAUUUUGGCCUCUCUACUCAGCUCACCCCUGAGCAGAAUAGACGGUGCACGUUAGCCGGGACUCCUUGGUGGAUGGCGCCUGAAGUGGUGACAGGUCAACCAUAUGGCCCCAAAGUGGACAUAUGGUCUUUUGGAAUUGUGGGAAUUGAAAUGGUAGAACGAGAACCUCCUUACUGCAACCAAAGUCCUGCCUCGGCUCAACGCCUUAUAGCCACAGUAGGGACCCCAAAGCUGCGACAUCCCAAGCUCCUCUCAGCUUUGCUGCGUGACUUCCUGAGCUGCUGCCUUCAGAAAGAUGAGGAGGAGCGCUGGUCUGCCAUGGAGCUCCUGCAGGUUACAAGACCAAGAACCAUCUCUCCCCUGCCUCCCUCUGCUCCUGGAGAAGAAGCCAAAGAUGAGGAAGUUGAGCAAGUCAAAUGGAAGCGUCCAGCUGUGGUGACACCACAGGCUGUUCAUUCCAAGAGAGUUACAAGACCAAGAACCAUCUCUCCCCUGCCUCCCUCUGCUCCUGGAGAAGAAGCCAAAGAUGAGGAAGUUGAGCAAGUCAAAUGGAAGCGUCCAGCUGUGGUGACACCACAGGCUGUUCAUUCCAAGAGAAACAUCAAGGCAGAGCCACAAGCAGAGCUGCCCGAAGCUCAGAGUGACAUCAUGGCAUUGAAGAGAAAGAACAAGGAUGACAUGAGAAGAGUUCAAGAGGAGAAUCUCAAUCAGCAGAGGGGCGAUCAACAGAACCAGGCAGAGCUGCAGGAUUCGGAGGCUAGCAACAAGGUAAGGGAGAAGAGGCUGGAGGAAGAAAUUAAAAUCAUCAGAGAUAAAGCUAAUCGCCUCUCUCAGUCUCUACAAAAGCAAUCGGUGACUCCUGGCUGA